AUAGGCCCGGUCCUUCUCCAGCGGGCCCCACCCGGCGCCGAGUUUGACGUCACUGUCUGCGCCGCGCGCCGUAGGUACAGGAAGUGGGAUCAAAACAAAGGAGCGCCGGCUGGAAGCGGACCUCCUGGAGCCGGUGUCUCUGCUGCUUCGCCCCCGGCCCACUCCACAGAAGCCGCACAACUUUGUCCAACAUGGAGAAACACCUGUUCAACCUGAAGUUCGCGGCCAAAGAACUGAACAGGAGUGCCAAAAAAUGCGACAAGGAGGAAAAGGCCGAAAAGGCCAAAAUUAAAAAGGCCAUUCAGAAGGGCAACAUGGAAGUUGCGAGGAUACACGCCGAAAAUGCCAUCCGCCAGAAGAACCAAGGGGUGAAUUUCUUGAGAAUGAGUGCGCGGGUGGAUGCGGUGGCUGCCCGAGUCCAGACCGCGGUGACGAUGGGCAAAGUGACCAAGUCCAUGGCCGGUGUGGUUAAGUCGAUGGAUGCGACGUUGAAGACCAUGAAUCUGGAGAAGAUCUCUGCUUUGAUGGACAAGUUCGAGCACCAGUUUGAGACCCUGGACGUCCAGACGCAGCAAAUGGAAGACACGAUGAGCAGUACGACGACGCUGACCACUCCCCAGAACCAGGUGGAUAUGCUGCUCCAGGAAAUGGCUGAUGAGGCGGGCCUCGACCUCAACAUGGAGCUGCCGCAGGGCCAGACCGGUUCCGUGGGAAUGAGCGUGGCUUCGGCUGAGCAGGAUGAACUGUCCCAGAGACUGGCCCGCCUUCGGGAUCAAGUCUGACUGCAGAAGCUCUCCGAGGUUUACUUUUGACGCGCUCUCUGCGUUUUAGAGAGGUGCCCUAGAAUUGUGCCAGAAUACCGACGACUCUUCCUUCUAAAAACCUUUGGGUUUACAACCCUCUCCAGAUAGGAUAAGGAAUUCCAGUUUUCCUCCACCUCUAACUGGAUUUUAAAGUUCUUUAUAGCUUAUGAUGAUGUGUAUUUUUUAUAGCUGCCUUUUAACGAAACCGGUUAAUUUGCUGUAUAUGAAUCUAGAAAAAUCGGCAGAACUCUAGUCCUCAUGUAUUCCGUUUUCACUUAGAAUCAUCAGAUUGAAGUUUAUUUUUAGUGUGGUUGAUGAUACAUAGACUGAUAAGUGGCACAAAAAAUUAAAUGAGGAGGAAUGGGUACUUUAUUUACAAAUUUGUAAACAUUUUGUUCAACUUAUUCGGUGGGAAAUACUCUUUCUGUAUAUCAUUUGGUUUUCUUUUUUCUAUCAAAGAAAGACUAUAAUUGACUAUUAAUUUAUUCUCAUAACUUAUACUAAAGUUACCUUAGAAGAUUUUUGAAAAUACUCGUUUUACAUCCUGUUAGUUCGUAUAAUAAUGGAGUUUGUAUAACUGGGAAAAAAUACCACAUAACUUAUUACCAGGAAAAAUUAAAAUUUGUUCAUUUAUAUUCCAAUUUACCAAGAAUUCUUAAGGCUUAACAUUUGAUAAUUUCUAGUUAUUUGCUAAUGAAAGUCAAUCUUUAUUGACUUCUGAUCAAAAUAAUGUUCAUCAACAUGGCAGUCCUAUUACACACCUAACAUUGCCAAAGAACUGCCGAUUUGGUCCAGGUAAAUCCUGGAACUAUGUCACUAUAGGUUUUGUUUUUAUUUAAUAACCAAAAAUAUAAAUAAAAUUAGAACAGCCUUUUUAAGUUCUAAUUAUUUGUAUGUAUUAUUUUGUCUUAAAGCAGCAACUCUUUUAAAACCUUAAAAAGCAUAAGUUAAUGCUGUAGAUCUGCAAAGCUUAAAUGAACAUUUAGCCAGCUGGAAGUCUCUGACCCAGGAGUGAGCUGGGAUUAGAAGGAGAGAGAUAGAGGCUAGAAGCCUCCACCACCAUCCGCCUUCCUAUUUUCCGCUGGUGGAAAGCAAAGCAGCUGCCGUUUUCUCCCGGCCUCCAAACACAGAGAACAAGUGUUUGCUUGGCACAUACAUUAACCCAAGUUAAAUACUUACAAAGUUUGUUUUAUUUAAUUUCCCCUUUUCCUGGUUGGUUUUUUUUUUUUCUAUUAAGAGAAUUCUAAUAUUUCAGACAAAAAUAGAGCAACAAAACUCUGAAAAAUCCAUUAUAGUGUGGUUUCCCAUGUGACUGUUAAUGAAAAAAAGUACAAGCCUGCACAGAUGAGUACUAAAGCUCAGUGUGUGUGUGUGUGUGUGUGUGUGUGUGUGUGUGUGUGUGUGUACAUACUUACACAUUUUUUUUUUUUUGAUAAGUGCUCUAAGGGACACCUUAGCCGCCUGGUUUCCUCUCAAAGGACCUUUACCAGACAUGUUUUCUCAUAUACACAGUUGUGCUGAGUCAGGCAUGCGUCAAUAAAACCUGUGCCUUCAUCCUUUAGACUGGAAAACCUUGAUUAGUUACACAACAUUGAAAAAAUAGCUUAGUAUUGACUCCUUGGUAAAUUGAAGACCCUUUUAUACUGCAAAUAUUUCCAUCAAAAUAUAUUUUGUGAGAUUGAACAAUACUAUAUAUGCUUAAACUUUCUUAAAAUAUGUUCAUUUCAUACUAUAUAAAUGUACAUUUUUAUGAAUCAUAAACAUUAUUUUCAAACACUA
This is a messenger RNA of Peromyscus californicus insignis, 2582 nucleotides long. It is a transcript of the gene Chmp1b, whose product is annotated as charged multivesicular body protein 1B. Gene Ontology annotation, biological process: protein transport; late endosome to vacuole transport; endosome transport via multivesicular body sorting pathway. The coding region runs from base 192 to 782 and encodes 196 amino acids. Gene Ontology annotation, cellular component: multivesicular body; ESCRT III complex. The record is from RefSeq and is a predicted model, not a curated record. NCBI's taxonomy places the organism in Eukaryota, Metazoa, Chordata, Mammalia, Rodentia, Cricetidae. The transcript has a single exon.